Molecule: messenger RNA, 1706 nt
Organism: Polychytrium aggregatum
Lineage: Eukaryota; Fungi; Chytridiomycota; Chytridiomycetes; Polychytriales
Exons: 9
Coding region: 61-1479 (472 amino acids)
Biological process (GO): porphyrin-containing compound biosynthetic process
Cellular component (GO): cytoplasm
Molecular function (GO): 4 iron, 4 sulfur cluster binding; coproporphyrinogen oxidase activity
Source: RefSeq, a predicted model, not a curated record
UGCACCUGGAUCUACCCUCUCUGCCUCGGCCUCCCGGACGCUGUCACCCUUGAUAUCAUUAUGCUCGUCGCUGCUGCCCGAGCGGCGUCCAGUAAAUGCCUGCUCGCCCAUCCCGCCAGGGCCGCGCCUGGACUGAGACGGUGCAUUUCGGCUGCCUCAUCGCCUGCAAAACUCGACCCGGCUCCCACAUCGAUCUACAUCCACUGGCCCUACUGUGAGGCCAAGUGCACGUAUUGCUCCUUCAACAAGUACCACAUCCCAGUCAAUGGCCAGGACCAUGACCGGAUGCUCAAAUGCAUCGAGAUCGACCUGGCACAUGCUCUCCGGACAGAUCCCAGCCAGCUCUAUUCUCACCUGGGCGAAGCCGUAGGUCAGGUUCGACAGGAGAGCCGGUCGCUUCCCUGGGAUGAGCAGGGUUCGAAACCGGAGGCAGCUGCAGAGGAUUUGCCCUCUCGGAGCAAACCGCACAUUCGAUCAAUCUACUUUGGAGGCGGCACACCGUCGCUGAUGCUGCCAUCAACCGUCGAGUCGAUUUGCGAGAUGAUCUCUCAGUCAUGCAGCGUCGAUCCUCAUGUCGAGAUAUCGCUGGAGGCGAAUCCAACGUCGAUGAGCUUGGACAAGCUCUCCGCCUUCAAGCAAGCAGGAGUCAAUCGGCUGUCGCUGGGGCUGCAGUCCCUAAACGACCAGGAUCUGGCAUUUUUUGGACGUGACCACAGCGCCGCCGACGGGCUCAGAUCGGCCGAGAUGGCGAUGCGAAUAUUUGACAAUGUUUCGCUCGACAUGAUCUGGGGUCGUCCGGGGCAGACGGUGGACGAGUGGAGGAAAGAACUGCAGAUCAUCGCCUCGAUGAAUAGUGCCCACAUGAGUCUGUACCAGCUGCAGGUCGAAAGAGGCACUCCGCUGCACAAGUGGGUCGCCCAGAAACAAGUGGCCGAAUACGACAGCGAUGUGCUCGCAGAUUUUUACGAAGCCACCCGAGAGACAGCUGCACAGUGCGGCUUCCAACAAUACGAAGUGUCGUCUUUCUACAAUACCCGAUUCGCUCCGCCACGAAAGAGCCGCCACAACACAGCAUACUGGGAGGGCCACGAGUACAUUGGUGUCGGGCCAGGUGCUCACGGCCGGCGACACUCCUGGAAGUCUCCCGAGCGAUACCGAACCUUUUGUGUGCAGAGCCCGAACGCUUGGAUGAAGCAGUGUGAAUCACAUGGGCACGGUGUACGCAGAAUCACAAGAAUAUCCGAGGAGGACGCCAUGAAGGAGAUUGUUGUGUUUGGCCUGCGGACCUACGAAGGUGUAUCGUGCGAUACAUUUGAACGUUUCUCGAAAGGAGUACCACUGCACCAGUUCCUGGAUGGGGAAGCAUUGGAUCACUUCAUUGAACUCGGGCUGAUCAUGUGGAGCCAAGACGGACGCAAACUGAGACCAACGGCAAGAGGGUUGGCCGUUAUCGACCACAUUGUCGCCGAUAUGAUUUGAUCCGGGGCGAGAAUCUUGAACCCCUCGGUCGGGAAGUGAGCGAAGAAACUUGCGGACGCGCAAAAAAGUAGUGUCCCACUUUAUUCAAACGGCCAGUGGUGUGGACAGGGCCUGUAUUGGGCUGAAUCGGGCCUGGAUACAUCUGCAUAUCCACACUCUGGUGGGACGGGCGGUUGCUGGCUGCGGCUGGCUGCGCUCGUAUGUCGCGCUUCAGGGCACAUGGUGUG